AUGGAUUAUAAAUUAAUAUUAUUGGUAACCGUGUUAAGCGUUUUGUGCAAUAAUGUUCUCGGCAUACCACUUACUUCCGGUAUAUUUAAAGGAAUUCUCAAAGACUCUUCGGAUGAUGAUUCUGAAAUAGUUGAAGUGGUAUCUAAUGAACUUCCCGAAAUUCAAGAUCCAAAUUCGAUUGAUUUAAGUGUUUAUGGUGGUUCCUUAUAUGGUUUGCCAGAUUUUAAUAAUACUGGUAAAUUAUUGGCCCAGUUUAAACCGCAUGAAGCUACAGUGAAUCCUGAGGAAUUGGGUAGCUAUUUGGAAGGUGAUAUUUUAAUGCCACAAAAUGCAAUUACUCUAAAGAAUGGUAUAACUUCAAAAACUUCCCGUUGGCCUAACGCAGAAGUACCGUUCGAAAUUGCUGGAGAUUUUACUAAAGAGGAAUUAGAUCUAAUAGCUUUUGCUAUAGAUGAAUAUCAUGCCAAAACCUGUAUACGUUUUAUACCUCGCACUUCAGAAUAUGAUUAUAUUUCCAUAGUUAGAGGUAACUCAGGUUGUUGGUCUUCCAUUGGCCGUGUAGGUGGUAGACAAGAGGUAAAUCUACAAACUCCUGGCUGUUUGACAAAACCGGGUACCGCUAUACAUGAACUUAUGCAUGCUUUGGGUUUCUUGCAUGAACAAAAUCGCAAAGAACGUGAUUCAUUUGUUACUAUACAAUUUAAAAAUGUGCAAAGAAUGGCUGUGAGUAAUUUCCAAAGGAUGCCAAAUACUGUUGCCUUUGGUGUGGGCUAUGAUUAUGGCAGUGUAAUGCACUAUUCACCGAAUGCUUUUUCCAGUAACGGACAACCUACAAUAGUAGCUAAGAAACCCGAAGGAAGAAAUGUAAUGGGACAACGUGAUGGAUUUUCACCUUUGGAUAUUGAAAAAGUCAAUCGUAUGUAUAAGUGUAAAUCAAAUCCUAAACCAGAAGAGCCACCAAUAGAAUUACCCGAACGGGUACAAUCGCGUUUUCCUUUUGUUCAAAGUUUUACCAAUAAUCGCUUAGGUGCAUUUAUUGGUAAUAUUUUUACCGGUUUCAAUAGAUUAGGGUAAAACAGUAAAUUAUUAAGUUAAUUUUAAACCACAUAAUUCAUUACAAGUGCUUUUGUCCAACAGAAAAUUGUAAAUA
Molecule: messenger RNA, 1150 nt
Organism: Lucilia sericata (common green bottle fly)
Lineage: Eukaryota; Metazoa; Arthropoda; Insecta; Diptera; Calliphoridae
Product: zinc metalloproteinase nas-1-like
Exons: 2
Coding region: 1-1074 (357 amino acids)
Biological process (GO): proteolysis
Molecular function (GO): metalloendopeptidase activity; zinc ion binding
Source: RefSeq, a predicted model, not a curated record